This is a messenger RNA of Phragmites australis (common reed), 1190 nucleotides long. Its product is annotated as stress-related protein-like. The record is from RefSeq and is a predicted model, not a curated record. NCBI's taxonomy places the organism in Eukaryota, Viridiplantae, Streptophyta, Magnoliopsida, Poales, Poaceae. The coding region runs from base 137 to 919 and encodes 260 amino acids. The transcript has 3 exons.
CCCGAGCCUUCCCCUCCUCGUUCCAGCGAAGCAGGAGGCAGGAAUCGUCUCGUCUCGUUUCUUCUUCCCCAAGCCCGGAUUCCCGACCGAGUUCUAGAGAAACCCAACCCCCGUCCGAUUCGCUUUUUCUCGAGACAUGGCGGAGCCCAACACCCAACCCCAAGUGGCCGAGAGGGAGGUGGUGGUGGAGGAGCAGGAGGCGAAGAGGCCCCCGAAGCUGAGGUGCCUGGAUUUCGUCCAAGUGGCGGCGGCGCAGGCCGCGGUGUUCCUCGCGGGGCUCUACGGGCUGGCCAAGGACCACGCCGGCCCGCUCCGCCCCGGCGUUGACGCCGUCGAGUCGGCGGUGAAGGGCGUCGUCGGCCCCGUCUACGACCGCUUCCACGGCGUCCCCCUCGACGUCCUCGCCUUCGUCGACCGCAAGGUGGACGACACGGUGCACGAGCUGGACAAGCACCUCCCUGGGGCGUUGAAGGCCGCCUCGGCGCAGGCCUACGCGGUGGCCCGCGGCGUGCCGGAGGUGGCGCGUGAGCUGACCGCCGAGAUGCUGCAGUCCGGCGUGAAGGGUGCCGCCCGCGCGGCGUACGCCAAGGCCGAGCCCGUGGCGAAGGACGUGUACGGGCGGAUGGAACCGGUGGCCAGGGACCUGUACGUGCGCUACGAGCCGGUGGCCGAGCACCUCGCCGUCUCCACCUGGCGCUCGCUCAACAGCCUGCCGGUCUUCCCGCACGUCGCGCAGAUCGUCGUGCCCACCGCGGCGUACUGGGCCGAGAAGUACAACAAGGUGAUCGCCGCCGCGGCCGGGCAGGGGUACACCGUAGCCAAGUACCUCCCGGCCAUCCCCACCGAGCGCAUCGCCAAGUUGUUCGCGUCGUCGUCGCCGGAGGACGAGCCUUCGAAAGGCGCGGCCGAGACCCAGUAAUGUGAUCACGCCGUAGUGCCUUGCCCUGGUGAAGGGUAGAUUGCCCUCGAACUGGAGUGAAUAAGAAAAUUAGAAUCCAGGGGCUAAAGAUGGUGGUAAUGUUGUAUUAGCUAUGAUGAUGUUGGGACAUUGCUCGGACCAUGACGAUGAUGCUCUACCUUGUGUGGUGCUCGUUGUGUAAAGUUGUUCAAUGUCGCAAUCACCGGUUAAUCCGACGCUAUUAGGUUCUGUAGCUUCUGUGCUUUAAUCCUAUCGAUGGAAAUGUUGGUAA